Molecule: messenger RNA, 1871 nt
Organism: Cryphonectria parasitica EP155
Lineage: Eukaryota; Fungi; Ascomycota; Sordariomycetes; Diaporthales; Cryphonectriaceae
Product: 4-cresol dehydrogenase
Exons: 6
Coding region: 1-1731 (576 amino acids)
Biological process (GO): lactate catabolic process
Cellular component (GO): mitochondrion
Molecular function (GO): D-lactate dehydrogenase (NAD+) activity; FAD binding; D-lactate dehydrogenase (cytochrome) activity
Source: RefSeq, a predicted model, not a curated record
AUGGUUUUAGAGCAGGGCUCUAGAUAUGCUGACCCGGUCUACCAGGCCGCGCACGAAGAUACCUUCAGUAAACCUGUGGUAGAGGGUGUUCCGGCCGUCCUGCCUCCAGGUGUGUCGAGACAGGAUUUCGACGACGCCCUCGAGAAGAUCGCAAAAGCUAUCGGUGAGGGUGCCAUAUUCAAGGGAGAGGCGCUGAAAGAAUAUGUCGACCCGUAUGAGAUCCCGGAAGGACGAUAUGAGAGAAAUCUUCCUGGUGCUGCUGUCUGCCCAGCAUCGGUGGAAGAAUUGCAGGCCGCUUUGAAGGUUGUCAAUGACUUCAAAAUCCCAGUAUGGACCAUCUCGCGCGGUAAGAAUCUAGGCUAUGGUGGACCUGCUCCCCUCGUCAAUGGAUCCAUCAUCAUGGAUCUGCACAGGAUGGACAAAAUUCUAGAGGUCAACGAGAAAUUCGGGUAUGCUGUCGUAGAGCCUGGCGUCACAUUUGGCGACCUCUACGCCUACUGCACAAAGAAUAAGCUCAAGGUCUGGCCGAGCACAGCAUCUCUUGGGUGGGGAAGCGUCGUUGGGAAUACCCUGGAUCGUGGAAUGGGCUUCGUGCCCUCUGGAAUCCACCACGAAAACAUGGCAGGGCUCGAAGUCGUCCUGGCCAACGGCGACAUUGUCAGAACAGGCCAAUUUGCCAUGUCGACCUCGACCUCGGCCCAUCUCACUCAUCUCUCCUUCGGCCCUACCAUCGACGGGCUCUUCCUCCAGAGCAACCUCGGGAUCGUCACCAAACUGGGCAUCCACAUGACCCCACAACCGCAGGCCUUCAUGGCGUGCACGUUCGAUAUGCCCGAGUUUGAUGACAUCGAGACUAUCACCGACGUGUUCGGCUCGCUGCGCCGCAGCGGUGUCUUGCCUACCGUCGUCUACGUCUUCAGCCUCGUCGAGUGGUCCGCCAUCAAAGCACCGCGCCACACUUUCUGGGACAAGGAAGGGCCGAUCCCCGAGUGGCGGCUGAAGGAGAUGCAGGAGGAACUGGACGUAGGCUUCUGGACCGUCAAGUGGGGGCUGUACGGGCCCAAGAACAUCCUGCAGGCGCAGUACGACGAGGUCCAGCGCGUGGUGGGCAAGGAAGCGCCGACGGGCCGGCUGCGCAAUGUGCUCUUCUCGGGUGGCGAGGACGGCGGGCUUCUGGAGGCGCUGGAUGUCCCGCAGCCGUACGGCGGGAUGUUUGUGGGUGUCCCGAGUAUGUUUUCGAUCCCCAUGGUCAGCUACUACAAUCCCCAGGACGGCAGUGGUGUUGGUGCGCAUGGCGCGUACUCGCCCAUUGUGCCGUUAGAUGGCAAGACUAUGAGGGAGUGGGUGACUGUUGCUCGAAAGGUGUAUGAGUCGCAGGGCUUGGAUCUGCUGUGCGACUUUUUCAUGGGGCAGAGACAUGCCGUUUUUGUCUGCAUGCUGUGCUUUGACAAGACGAAUCCUCAACAACGGCAGGCCAUCGACAGCACCUAUAAUGGGCUUUUUGAGGCCGGGACGAGGAUGGGGCUUGCAAAGUAUCGUUCCCACGUCAACCACAUGGACCAAACUGCCGAGCUCUUCGACUUCAAUGAUCACGCGUACCGCAGAUUCGUUGAGACCAUCAAGGACUCACUUGAUCCCAAUGGCGUGCUAUCACCCGGGAAAAUGGGCAUAUGGCCAAAGAGGUUCAGGGAGAUGCGAUCAACUAACAGCCGUCACGAUGGUGCAACAUGAGGGAGGAGGACUACGAGGGACUGACAGACAGGCACUGCAAUAUUCGUUCCGUGAGACGUGAGGGCAUGUAGGUCUUUCCACCAAGGCUGCAUUCAUAGAGGAAGUUGAUAUUAUGAAUUUCCAUGUUGAUUAUACAUUCU